UUAGCCAUCUUGGCUCGGCGGGCAUGGCGUUCGUUUCAUCGGUUCGGCUCGCUUCACCUCUUGGCAGACCGCUCUGAUAAAUAAGAACACUUAAGUAAAGGAGCGCUAAGCGAGUCAUUAAAAGGAUCCCGCCUCACCCCAGUCUCUCUCUCUCACUGGCACUCCGAAUGAACGGCAUUAAGGAAAGUACUUUCCUAAAAAAUAUUUUAAAUUGUGAAGGUGAAUGAUUUUUAACGAAGGCCGUAGCCAUGCGGGUUUGCAGACGGAGUGGACUGCGAUAAAAAUAAAAGUUCAUCUGCUCAUCUUCGACAGCCUAAAGACACGAAGAGAUUUAUGCACACUUAUACGCGCGCCGUAUUUACUUUUUGUUUUCCUUCACAUACUGGACACGAUCCACGCGUUAACAUUAUGUUACGGUAACGGUGGCCUCUGUGACAGCGACUGCACGACGGGUUCCUCAAGCCGCGCUCCCUGACUGACGUGAUUACGGACCAUUCAAUGCCAGGACCUGUGUUGGGAGGCAAGCCGGGUCAAGGCAGGUAAUGUCAACAUAAUAGCCCGAAAAUCCCUUCCAGCAAAUAAAGCGGCGUGAAGGACGGCACGUGGAAAACUUUAAGACCAAUAACUAAAAGAAAGAAAACUAGCAGCGAAGUUCAUACGAGCGCAUUUUGUCAGAUUACGAGGAUUAUCUGCGAAUGCGGAUACGUUUAGCUUCCAGGACCUUGGUUGUCAGGUGACGGGAAGUUCGGCGGCAGCAACAGGAGCCUCGAAACUCUGGAUUUCGCACUCAGGUACACUGUGGUAACCUGCUAUGGGGGACAUGAAGACACCCGAUUUUGAUGAUUUAUUGGCGGCUUUUGACAUUCCUGACAUUGAUGCCAAAGAGGCCAUACAGUCAAAUCCUGAUGAACCGGAUCCUGGACAUGCAAAUAAACAAGGGACUAGCCAUGGGGUGGUUCUUCCUCAUGCAUCUGGUCAUGAAGAACAUUCUAACAUACUACCUUUAGAUCCACCUGUGGUAAGCGUGAUUGUAAAGAAUAGGGUGCGGCAAGAAAGUUUUAGUGAGCAGGACUCUGAUACCGACAGAACUGAACGAGAGAGUAGCAUCAGCCGACUGGCAGCAGUUGCAUCUCCAGUAACUUCAGACCCAUCCAAUCCUGCUGUUGGUUUAGUGGAUUCAGCCACCAGCUUAAUGCAGAAUGGGUAUGGAACUUCCUCGUCAACUGUAGCUGAAUCCUUAAAAUCCCCAGAUCUAUGCCUUCCACAACGAGAUAUGCAGACAUCAUCAAAUGGAGAACUGUGGUCUCCACACUCGCCUAAAACAUCUCCAGAAAUUUCUUCAGACUCUGGUGGCAGUAAAUCACUGAAUAUAUUUUCUAGGCUCAGACCCCUUGUAACAAGUCCAAGCCUUUCAGAGUCUAGAGCAACCCUGCGAGAGCGCAAGUCCUUGCAGAAACGACAGCACAGUCAAGAGGAGAGUAAAAAAGAUGUGGUUCCUGACAUAACUGAGGUUUCUUGUGCUGUGUCAGAGCCUGCAUGUGAUAGAAGCCCUUUCUUUACUUCGUCUUCUCCCAAAAGUGCUUCUUUGUCACUUACACAAUUAAAUUUAGAAGCACCAAAUGUAAGCAGUGGUGCAUAUAGUCCUCCAAGUCCUGUAUCACCAGCUUCUGCUUUCCCAGCACCUUCCCUUUUCAGCACAAGUCAGAAGAUUCCUCAAGGCCAGGGUUCCAUGACUUCUCCAGGGUUGGACUCUGAAGAUUCAGAUCCUGAUAUUGGAAGCCCCCUAAUUAUCCAAGAAAGUCCAGAGUCUCCUUCAGCCAAUGUGCAAAAGUCCAAUAACCUUAGUCCACUUCCUUUAGGACAGAUGACUCCUGAAACUCAGGAAUGUGAGGAACCACAUUUUCCUGAAUCAACUGCACUUCCUUCAUCCUGGUCCCCUUCACAGGCUAAGCCAGUAGGUGAGAACCUCAACAGCCUGAAGAAAAGUCCAGAUCAUAUUGUGGAAGAGAGAGAUUCUCCACAAAGCCCUGAACCUGAAGCUCCCUCAGCACCUAAAAGUUACAAACCUGAGACUGCUAAUGUUAGUUCCAGUAAUCCACCACUCAUUUUUCCUCCCUGCAACAGCCCCAGAUCAAUCAAAGAGGAAGCAACAAUGCCCAAAAUAUCCUCUGUUGAGUCCCCCAAACUUAAGGAUAGUCCAGAAAGCCCAAUAGAAGAAGAAGGAGAUGGUCAGAGAGGGAAUAUCAGCAGAGGAGGAAGCUGCAGAAACAGCAACAGUGGAGGAGGCAGUGGCAGCAGCAAUGCUGGUUCCCCAUUAUCCAUCUCUUCUCGACCGUUAAAAGUUCGGAUUAAAACCAUUAAGACAUCCACUGGAGGGAUUACAAGAACCAUAACCCAUGUGGCCUCUGCUCAGUCAACACUGGCCACUGACGGCCAAAAGGAAAUGUCUGAGCCAGACCCAAUAAAAACAGAGAGAACAGAAGUGCCAGUAUAUGAGGAUGUGUUGAGCAAAUCUGCAGAAUCUUCUAAGAAAAAAGUUGAACAGGCUUCCAAAAUUGUCAGUCUUCAACUUGGAAAUGGUACUCGCAUCAAGGGCACUAUUCUUCCAGUAUCCACCAUUGAAGAUGCCAGCACAGCAAUGUUGAUGGCUGCCAGCAAGGUUCAGAAUAACAUGGCAACUAUAGGAAUGUCAGCUGAAAAAAGCAAGCGGGUGGUAUCUCCUGUAGCUAAGACCUCCACUUCCCAUACAGUAGCCAAAGUGACUACAACUGCAGUUGCAGUAACACGUCCUGCCUUAAGCUUGGCUACUCAGAAAGUAGUUAAUGGUGGAACCACCAUCCUUCAGGCUUCAAAGCCUGCAUCAAUAGUGAACAGCAGUGGGGCAGUCAUUUCUCGCAGCCAAUCUAGUUUGGUGGAAGCUUUCAACAAGAUUUUAAAUAGUAAAAAUCUUUUGCCAAGCUAUAGGCCAGACCUUAGUCCACCUGCAGAAUGGAGCCUAGGACUUCCCCCAACGGGUUACCGUUGCCUAGAGUGUGGUGAUUCAUUUGCUCUGGAGAAAAGUCUGGCACGACAUUAUGACCGACGCAGCAUGAGGAUAGAAGUAACUUGCAAUCAUUGUGCGAAGCGGCUUGUUUUCUUCAACAAAUGUAGCUUGCUUUUACAUGCUCGUGAACAUAAGGAUCGAGGAUUGGUUAUGCAGUGUUCCCACCUAGUGAUGAAGCCUGUGUCUCUGGAGCAGAUGAUUGGACAACAGGAUGUGAUUCCUGUGGGCUCCCUUACAACUACCCCUGUUGGCCUGUCAGUGGGAGUGCUUGGGACUGCUACUGCUACCGGUGGUGGGCUGUCUGCUGGAACUCAUGAAGGUGGGACAAAGACCCUAAUUUCAACUUCAGUGAAGAAAAAUGUAGAUGUUCAGCAUCCUGCACUUCCACUUAUCUUAAAGAAAGGAGAAUUUCUACAAUACCAUAAUUUGAAGUGCCCUGAAUGUAUGAAGCAGUUCAGAAGUAAACUAGAGCUGAUUUCUCACUUUCAAGAAGUGAAGCCAGAGUCAGGCAUGAGCUGUGCACAGUGCUCCCCGGCUUUGAUCCUCCCGAAUCCAUGUAGUGCUGCUGCCCAUACACGAAUGCACAAGCAUCAGUCUCCUCACGUUUGCCCAGAGUGUGGUGGAAUUUCCAGAGCGACUAGCUUCCAGACCCAUCUCAAGGAUGCCUGCUUACACUUUUCAAGACGCGUUGGUUAUAAAUGUUCCAGCUGUCACGUUAUAUUUGGUGGCCUCAACUCCAUUAAAUCACACAUUCAGACUGCACAUUGUGAAGUGUUUUAUAAGUGUCCCACAUGUCCCAUGGCUUUCAAGUCUGCAUCUGGUGCUCUGACACACAUUAAUACACAGCAUCCUGGUCUCGGCAGCCCACAACCAAAGAUGAUAUAUAAAUGUGUGAUGUGUGACACUGUAUUCACUCACAAACCCUUGCUGCACACCCAUUUUGAUACACAUCUUGCAAAACAGAAGGUCCCUGUAUUCAAAUGUCCAGAUUGUACAAAGCUUUAUGCACAGAAGACAUCACUAAUGGAACAUGUAAAGAGCACUCAUCGUAGUCCUGUUAACAAAGUGGACCCCCCAACUCCUUCCCAAACAUCUGCUUCUGUGCCACAAACCACGGGGUCUAAGGAAAGUAGAUCUGACAUGAAUGAUGAUUUGCGGGACUCCAGUUCUUUUGGUGAAGAAGAUGAGGAUGAUGAGGAAGAUGUCUCCAGUUCCCCUGAAACCCGUCGUUAUAAGAUGUCCAAACGUCACAGCAAUACGAACAGAAGUAAAAAUAGCUCCGGUGGCCGAGCUGCUAUGUCAGAAUGGACAUGUCGUAAAUGUCAUGCCUGGUUUCCAGAGAGAGAUGAAUAUAUUUCUCACAUGAAGAAGGAACAUGGCCAGUCUGUGAAGAAGUUCCCCUGCCGGCUCUGUGAGAGGUCUUUCUGCUCAGCCCCCAGCUUACGGCGCCAUGUCCGGGUGAAUCAUGAAGGCAUUAAGAGGGUCUUCCCCUGCCAAUAUUGUACAGAAGGCAAACGAACUUUCAGUAGCCGUCUCAUACUAGAAAAGCACAUUCGUGUUCGGCAUGGAAUUAAAGUGUGGGAUCAAACUCAGGGAGAAGAGGCAAGCAACAGCCGAGUUUCCAGUGAUAAUGAGGGAAUAGUCCGAAAACGUAAAGGACCCCAGAUAGCAGACAGCUCUUCUGAUACUGAAGGUCCUGGAGGCAGAAGGACGCCAAUCAAGACUAGAAGGCGGGAGAAGACGCUUUUGCCACCGUGUGAAACGGGUUCAUUCCAGUGCCAGAAAUGUGGCUACACCACAGAGAGCCAGGAUGACUUCCAAGAGCACAUCCCCCAGCACCGCACAGAUGAGACUUCACACCAGUGUCUGCAGUGUGGCCUGUGUUUUGCCUCGCAGUCUUCACUCAACCGGCACCGCUUCAUCACCCACCGUGUUAAGGAGUUGGGGGGGACUGAUGCAGAUAAGCUCCAUGGUUCAGAGGCUGACUCGCCAGAAACUGAGCAAGGGGAGAGCCAGCAAGGGACCCUGUCAUGUCAGGUCUGUGGAAAACACUUUGAGAAACCUGCUGAUCUCAAUACACACUUUCGGACUCAUGGCAUGGCCUUCAUUAAAACCAGAAAAACUGGAGGCAGUGAGAAAUAAAGUGGUGAAUGGUCCUGAAACCCCCCCGCCCACCACCACCUUUUUAAUACUGUUUCAUACUUGGGUAACACUUCCAGUGGUUAAUGCACAAGGCGGUUAUUCUGUAAUUUCACUUGUAGUUAUGCAGUAGUUGUUAAUUACAGUCUAAUUGGAGUGUAGUGCCGCUCUUUGUUUGAAAAAUGUGAAUACAAUUAUUAAUGGUGAGCGUAGUCCCUUUCUGGAGGGUUGGUGUGGGCACACAAUCAUGACAUGUUUUUGUACAUUUUUGUUAAAUUUCUUUCUCAGUUUGUAGAUUUCGGGAACAUUUGGUUUAACGGAGAUCUAGUUCAGUGUUUUCUGACUUGCAAUAAGCACCACAAGCAAGUAAAAUGUAGUUUUUGACACUAGCCUUUGGACAGCCUCACACAUCCAGUAGUGCAGCUAGUCCAAAACUUGAGUUGUGCACUAAUUGACCAUUAUUUUUCAAUACAGUAUAAUGUAUAUAUUAACAGAUAAA
Messenger RNA from Erpetoichthys calabaricus (reedfish), 5681 nucleotides. It is a transcript of the gene znf687b, whose product is annotated as zinc finger protein 687b. The record is from RefSeq and is a predicted model, not a curated record. The transcript has 9 exons. Lineage: Eukaryota; Metazoa; Chordata; Cladistia; Polypteriformes; Polypteridae. Bases 812 to 5185 code for a protein of 1457 amino acids.